AGGUUUGAGCAGAUCACCUCUGCAGUUCUUCAUCUGUCCACCAGGUGUCCGCAGUGCACCAGCAGUCCCAGAUCACCUGACCAUCUGAGUCACCUGACCACCUGUUCGGUGUUUCUUUAUCAGAGCUUUCUUUUCCAUCCAUGUGAUCUUCAUCAGGCUCUGAUCAAAAUGAGUUUUAUAUAAUAUGCUAUUAUUAAUCUCAGUUUUCUGUGUGCCUGGACACUGAUGACAUCAUGUAGUCCCUGCUCUGUGAUUGGCUGCUGUUUGUGUCCGAGCAGACAUUCAGAGAGAGUCACAGAGUUCCUGAUGAUGAUGAUGAAGAUGAAGGUGUGUGUGCUGCUCCUCGUCCUCUCCUCGGUCCUCUGUGUCUCUGCUGAUGGAACCGCUCAGGCCCAACCAGGUGAGCUGCUUCCUGAUGGACCGGAGCCAGAGGACAACCAGAGCUGCAUUGUUACCAUGACUACCCACCUGACACAGGCUUCCUUGAUGUCCGUCCACCACUCAGUGUCUGAUGAUGAUGAUGAAGAAGAGGAGGUGGGAGGUGCUCAGCGGGCGGAGCUGAGGCUGGCCAUAUCAGAAGACGAGGAGGAGGCGGGACCUUUCAGUGACCUCACAGCUCUGGUGAUGAGGUAUCGUCAUGGAUACCGGCGAUGCUGUGUGCUGUUGUGUGUGGGCGGAGUCAUCGUGUUCACUGCUGCGUUCCUGUUGGCUUAUGGGAUCUUCAGUGGGCGGUACCACUGCUCCCAAGCAGAGCAGGGGCAUGAGCAGCAGCUGGGUGGGGCUAAAGCUCCUUCAGAAGGAGGGGCGGGGCUUUACUUGGGAGAGCUAAGAUUGAUGAUGAGGAAGCUGCUACAGGAUGAAGACAUCCACAACACAGUCAGUCGCGUGAGCAGGGCAGCUCAUCCUCCAGGCUCCUCGGAGGGUACCUCUCUGGCCUCAGAGAUCCUGCAGCGCUUCAGGGAGCUGCAGAUGGACCACACCUGGACCGAGUCGCUAUACGCCACGCUGCAGUUCCCCGACAGGUCUCAGAGGAGCUCUCUGAGCUUGGUGGACUCUGCAGGUCGGGUCUCAGAAGAGAUUCCUCUCAACCCUUCUGACUACUGCCCGUACAGCGCCACAGGAAAUGCCACAGGGGGUGUGGUCUAUGCCAACUAUGGCCGACCGGAGGAUUUUAAAUGGCUGAAACGUGAGGACGUGUCUGUGGCUGGCUGUGUGGUGGUGAUGCGUGUUGGGGGCGGGGUCAGUUUUGCGGAGAAGGUCUGGUUGGCUGAGAAGAACGGGGCGAGCGGAGCUUUGAUCUACCCUGACCCUGCUGAUGUGCCGCAGGACCCUCGCCGCCUUGGCCUGAACACACACACUGCUGUGUCUGAACAUGUCCACCUAGGGUCAGGGGACCCCUUCACCCCUGGCUUUCCCUCCUUCAAUCACACUCAGUUCCCUCCCAUUCAGUCCUCCGGUCUGCCACUCAUUCCAGCCCUGCCAAUUACUGCCACUGUGGCCUCCAAGCUGCUUAGCCAGCUGACAGGUCCGUCCUGUCCUCGGCCCUGGCAGGGUCGGCUGCCGUACGUGCGCUGCGUUGUCGGUCCCCAGUUCAGUAACGGUCGCAGAGUCCAGAUGUCGGUUCAGAACGUGAUGAAGCCGAUCCUGCUCAACAACAUCUUCUCAUCACUGGAAGGCAGAGUGGAGCCAGACCAGUACAUCAUACUGGGAGCUCAGAGGGACUCUCUGGGUCCGGGAGCCGUGAAGUCCGGAGUUGGAACUGCGAUCCUGCUGGAGCUGGCUCGCACCUUCUCAGCCAUGGUGAAGAAGGGCUUCAGUCCAAGACGCAGCUUGUUGUUUGUCAGCUGGGAUGCUGGAGACUUCGGGAAUGUUGGAGCAACCGAAUGGCUUGAGGGUUAUCUGUCCAUGCUUCACCUGAAGGCUGUGGCCUACUUCAGUCUGGACCAGGCAGUCAUGGGUGAUGAGGUCCUGUCAGCUUACACCAGUCCUCUCCUGGUUGACCUGCUGGACGCUGCCAUCAGACAGGUGGAGCAUCCCAAACAUGCAGGUCAGAGCAUCUACAGCCAGGAGCGAGCAUAUCCGUUCAUCAACACGCCAUUGGACAGUGUCUCACGCCUGCAGGAGGUGCUGGGGGGUCGUCUGGGGGUCACGGGGCGGAGCUUAGGGGAGCUGGUGGGGGAAAUGGUGCUGCGAUUGGCCCACGACCACAUCCUGCCGCUGCGCAUCACUUCCUACGCCCAGACGGUGCUGCAGUUCAGCGCUCAGCUCAACAAACACUCUGCUGAGCUGCAGUCCAGAGGUUUGUCUCCUCAGUGGGUCUUCAGUGCUCGAGGAGAUUACAGCCGAGCGGCAGAGACGCUGCAGAGAGCCAUCGACUACAGCGACCUGCACGAGCCCACCAUAACACGCUUCUACAACACUCGCAUCAUGAAGGUGGAGUACUACUUCCUGUCUCAGUACGUGUCUGCAGUUGAGACGCCAUUCCGUCAUGUGAUCCACGGCCGUGGCAACCAUACUCUGAGUGCGCUCACUGAGCACCUGGGCCUGCUGACCUCUGACCCCGGACGCUUCGACGAGAGCAGCUUCAGGCGGCAGCUGGCGCUGUUCACGUGGACGCUGCAGGGCGCCGCCAACGCUCUGAAUGGAGACGUGUGGAGCAUCCACAACAUGCACCGCUUCACCCACUGAGGCUCCAGAGUGAUUGAUUAUUAAUUAUCGAUCAGUAUCUAUUUAUGUGCAGAUAUGAGUUUACAGUGCAGACAUUCAGGUCAAUGAUUGCUCAUCAAUCCUUUCACUGAUUUCACUUCCAUUAAAGUGUUUUACAGAC
Messenger RNA from Neolamprologus brichardi, 2827 nucleotides. NCBI's taxonomy places the organism in Eukaryota, Metazoa, Chordata, Actinopteri, Cichliformes, Cichlidae. The record is from RefSeq and is a predicted model, not a curated record.